Oncorhynchus masou masou (cherry salmon) is the source of this 1851-nucleotide messenger RNA. Its product is annotated as fascin-like. The transcript is spliced from 7 exons. Lineage: Eukaryota; Metazoa; Chordata; Actinopteri; Salmoniformes; Salmonidae. The record is from RefSeq and is a predicted model, not a curated record. Gene Ontology annotation, cellular component: lamellipodium; filopodium; growth cone. Gene Ontology annotation, biological process: actin filament bundle assembly; cell migration; establishment or maintenance of cell polarity. Gene Ontology annotation, molecular function: protein-macromolecule adaptor activity; actin filament binding. Bases 191 to 1711 code for a protein of 506 amino acids.
UCUGUCUGUAGUCAGGGGACAGAGCCAGCGGCGCGCCAACUCUACAGCCCCGUCACACAGCACAAAGAACCUCCUUUAUUUCAAUCCACGCACUACAUUUACCGGAGCCUCCUCACACACGCACACAGCAACUCUUUCUCUCUCUCUCUCUCUCUGGUCCCCGGUCAGAACGGACGGUUCGGUAAGGAUCAUGUCUUCUAAUGGCUGUUGUACCGGCGGCGGCGACGUGCUGCAGAUCCAACUCGGGCUGAUUAACGCGGGGAAUAAAUAUCUAACGGCUGAAACGUUCGGUUUUAAAAUCAACGCCUCCGCGCCGAGUCUGAAGAAGAAACAGAUGUGGACGUUGGAGCAGAACACCGGUGACACGGCGGGAGACUCGAGCGGCAGCGUGGUGUUCCUCCGGUCACACCUCGGACGGUAUCUGGGUACGGAUAAAGACGGGAACGUUACCGGGGAGAGCGAGUGUCGAGGUAAAGACUGCAGGUUCGUGUUAACAGCGCAUGAUGACGGCCGCUGGUCGCUGCUCUCUGAGCCCUUCGGGAGGUACCUGGGAGGCAGCGAAGACCGGAUCAGCUGCUUCGCUCAGACAGUAUCAGCAGCAGAGAAGUGGUGUGUCCACCUGGCCAUGCAUCCCCAGGUGAACCUGUUCAGCCUGGCCAGGAAGCGUUAUGCCCACCUGACCUCUAACCCCGACCACUCUGAGGUCUCUAUAGACCGUGACUUCCCGUGGGGGGUGGACUCCCUGGUCACCCUGGUGUUCCUGGACCAACGCUACCACCUGCAGACGUCUGACAAUCGCUUCCUGAAGAACGACGGCAGCCUGGAGGCCACGCCGGACAAGACCACCGGAUACACGCUGGAGUUCCGCUCCGGCAAGGUGGCGUUCAGGGAUUGUUCCGGGCGCUACCUGGCGCCGUCGGGCCCGAGCGGGACCAUGAAGAGCGGGAAGAACAGCCGCUUGGGGAAGGAUGAGAUGUUCUCUCUGGAGCAGAGUCACCCUCAGGUGGUUCUCACCGCCGGCAACGAGAGGAACGUCUCCACCAGGCAAGGCAUGGACCUUUCGGCCAAUCAGGACGAGGAAGGUGACCAGGAAGUGUUCCAGGUGGAGAUGAGUCGUGAGACAGGAAACAGGAAGUGUGCGUUCCGCACCGCUGCAGGGAAGUACUGGACCCUCACCUCCACCGGAGGACUGCAGUGUACCGCCUCUACUAAGUCAUCUAACAGUCAUUUUGAUCUGGAGUGGUGUGAGGGGAAGGUUUCUCUCAAAGCCUCUAAUGGGAAAUACGUUGCCGCCAAGAGGAACGGACAGCUAGCUGCUACCGUCGACAACGCAGGGGAGGCGGAGCAGUUCCUGAUGAAGCUGAUCAAUCGGCCAAUCAUAGUCCUCCGUGGAGAACACGGUUUCAUUGGCUGUCGUAAGGUUGGCACGGGAACGCUGGAUGCUAACCGCUCCUCCUACGACGUCUUCCAGCUGGAGUUUAAAGACGGAGCCUACAGCCUCCGAGAUUCACAGGGGAAGUUCUGGUGCGUGGGGGAGGAGUCCGCAGUGGUGUGCAGCGGGGACACGCCCACCUACUUCCUGUUUGAGCUGUGUGACUACAACAAGAUGGCGGUGCGAGCGCCGGGGGGGCGGUACCUUAAAGGAGACCACGCUGGGGUUCUAAAAGCCAACGCUGAGGGGUUGGACAAUGCAACACUGUGGGAGUACUGACCACCCUAUAAAGUUAACAUACAUCAUUCUGGGUAACAUCAAUUACCCCACUGUAGAAAUCCUUUAAAUAAGUAUCUCUGUCUGUUAUGACUUCAUAUGGGCAAAUAGAAUGUAUAGAAUAAAAAGGAACGUUUCAACCU